CUCUUGUUUGUUUUCUCCACGCACUUGGCGAUUGAAAUUGGAGAGGUUGCAGAGAGGGGAGUAGAAGAUAAUCAAGAGAGAAAGAAACCCUAGACCAGAUCAGACGCCAUGGCGACAAGAGCCGCUGCAAGGUAUAUUUCUCGAAGGCUCUCAAGUAACGGUAGAGUCCUCAGCGAGGAGGAAAAAGCUGCUGAAAACGUUUACAUUAAGAAAACCGAACAGGAGAAGCUGGAGAAGCUUGCACGCAAGGGCCCUAAACCAGAAGAACCAGCUGCAAGCUCUGGGGGCACAGCUGCUGAUGCCAAACCAAGUGGCCCAACUUCCUCAACACCGGGUGUAUCAACCGACAAGAACCGAAAUUAUGCAGUUCUUGCUGGAGUCAUAACUGCUGUUGGCGCUCUUGGCUGGUACCUCAAAUCAAGUUCCAAGAAGCCAGAAGAAGUCCAGGACUGAGAUUGGGUUGCUUGAUGGGAGGAGCAGUGUCCAAGAGGCUGUCAGUAUUUUUUACAUUGAGCUGAACCCACACUUCCAGGCUCUCUAAAAGCUCUAUUUGAGUAAAACAGAUCCUAAAAAUCAAUAUGAAGUUUACUGUUUCUGUUUUUAUUUCUUCAAGUCACGCUUUUCCAUUGGUUGUUCUAUAAAGGCCUGAAGGAUGGGUUUCAUUACUAUUCUAUAUUUUUAUGCAUGCCUCUAUCUGCUUUAAUUUUA
Molecule: messenger RNA, 708 nt
Organism: Nelumbo nucifera (sacred lotus)
Lineage: Eukaryota; Viridiplantae; Streptophyta; Magnoliopsida; Proteales; Nelumbonaceae
Cellular component (GO): respiratory chain complex I
Source: RefSeq, a predicted model, not a curated record